AUGACAAAGACAGACCCUUUGGAGCGUUAUUCUAUCCGAGAAGCCACAGAAGAAGAUUUGCCUGCCAUUUUGGAUAUUUACAACGAGCAGGUUUUGAAUUCGACUGCGUUGUUCUUAUACGAUCCCAUUCCGCUUCAAGACCGUCAGUCUUGGUUCAGUGACAGCAAGCAGCUCGGCUAUCCCGUUAUUGUAGCAGUCGAAAAGAGCACCGAACAAACUAUUGCUUAUUGCUCUUUAGGUGUCUUCCGAUCUAAGCCUGCUUAUUGCUUAUCUGCCGAAAUCUCCCUUUAUAUUCACAAAAGUCAUCAUCGUCAAGGUCUUGGAAAAGUACUCUUAUCGGAAAUGAUUCGAAUUGCUCAAGAAAUGAGAUUGCGCAGCAUUAUUGCUUCAGUAACUGCCGACAACGCUGCCUCUCUUGGUCUUUUCGGAAAACACAAGUUUGUGCUUGCAGGAAAGUUCCACGACGUCGGAUACAAGUUUGGCUGUUUUCUUGAUGUUGAAUUCCAUGAAUUGAUUCUUGACGCUGCGCCGAAGGUUAAUGCACAAGGUGUACCUGAGUACAACCCAUUUCCUUGGGGUCGUUACACUUAUGGUGGAUCGGCUUUGUAA
This is a messenger RNA of Radiomyces spectabilis, 609 nucleotides long. RefSeq names its product acyl-CoA N-acyltransferase. The transcript has 3 exons. The record is from RefSeq and is a predicted model, not a curated record. Gene Ontology annotation, molecular function: acyltransferase activity, transferring groups other than amino-acyl groups. Bases 1 to 609 code for a protein of 202 amino acids. NCBI's taxonomy places the organism in Eukaryota, Fungi, Mucoromycota, Mucoromycetes, Mucorales, Radiomycetaceae.